UCUAUAUAUUAUUUUACUUUAUGUUUAUAUUUUACGAGAAAAAAGAAACAUUUUUUGUUUUUAUUGUUUUAUAGAGAUAAAAACUGCUAUAAUAUAAAAAGUAAAAGAAAAACAACUGUAUUGAGCAUUUAUAACAUGGUUUUAUAAUUAAAUUUUUUCCAAUUGAUGAUAGUUAACGAAAAAAGUGUAUAAUAAUUAAGAAACAUAUUUGUAACUUUAAAAAUUCAUAAAAUUAUCAGAUUUAUACAAUGUGGUAUUUGAUAGAUCCAGAUGGAGAUUAUAUCUAUUUAAAAGUAGAUAGAGAAAUUGUAUUUGGUAGAAAGAAAGGAGAUAUAAUCUUAAAAAAUGAUGAAUCAAUCAGCAGAUUACAUGCUUCCAUUCGCAUCAAGGUUAAAGAAGUUAUAAGGGAAGAUAAAAUAACAUCUACAUGUAUAAUAACAGAUUUACAAUCAAAGUAUGGUACAUUUAUCUUCCGUGAAUAUGAAAUGAUAGAAGUAACUCAAGAUGGAUAUAAUCUACAAGACAAAGAUAAAAUAAGAUUUGGUUUGCAAGAUAAUUUAUUUACGGUGAUAUAUAUUCCUUUAAUAACAUUGGUGUCUACCUUAAAUCAAGAUGAUAGGAAAAAACUUGAACGUUUGAUGGAUGAAAUUGAUGGUGCUGUUUUAUAUGAUUGGUUAAGCAUAUGUACACAUUUAACAGUAUCAAAAGCUAAAUUAACUGAAAAGGUUACUUGUGCUAUGGCUUAUGCAAUACCAAUAAUAACUAUGGAUUAUUGGGAUGCAGUUAAAAUUGCAAUAGACAAUGGUCAAGAUCUUCCAGAAAUUGAAAAUUUUGUUCCACCAAUUAGUGAAUCAUUAAUUAAUAAACAAAAAUUAUCUCUUUUUCCUAAUAUAAAGAGAACAAAAUUAUUUAAAGACUUAAUAUUCAUACAUUUCAGUACAAUUCAAUUUAAAAUAUAUAAAAAAAUUAUAAAGAUGGCAGGUGGCACAUCACAUUUAUAUUCAAAAAAAAAUUGGUCAGUGAAAGAACUUUGUGCGCCAAAUAUUGUUGUAUUACAAUAUUCUGAUAAUGAAUCAACACAAUUAACACAAAAUAUUUCAUCUGAAUAUGAUUUAAUAUAUAAUGCAUUACGAGCAGAUAAACGUAAAAUGGUAUCAGAAGCUGAAAUACCUUUAGCUAUAUUACACUGUUCUCUACAAAAAUAUUGCAAUCCAGCAUAUAAAUUUGGGAAGCUUUUAAAAAGAUUAAAACCAAAAUGUGAUUCAUCUAAAAUUCUAAAUCUAGAUACACAAGAUGUAGUAUCUAAUGUGAAAAUAUUACCAAAAAUAAUUUCUAAUGUUUCAAUAAACACAGAUUUAUCUAUUGAAAAAUCUAAACAUACAAUAAAAAUUAUUCCUGAUUCGUGUAAUGAUUUGAAAAGUCAAGAAUUAUUAAGUGUAGAUUUUAAUAAACAAUCUAUCAAAGAAGUAAAAUAUAAUAAAUCACAAUAUAUAAAAGAAACAAAUAAUACUUUUAAUGAUUCUAAUAUUCUAAUAAAAACAAAUUUGAAUAACCAAAAUCAUAUAACAAAAAUUAUUUCUGAAUCUGAAUCAUAUGAUAACUUGAAAAGUCAAGAAUUAAAUGUAGAUUUUAAUAAACAAUCUAUUAAAGAAGUAAAAUGUAAUGAAUCACAAUGCAUAAAAGAAAUAAAAAAUACUUCUGAUAAUAAAAUUUUUAUGAAAACAAUAGAUUUAAAUAUUCAAGAUCAUACAUGCAUAACAAGAAUUAUUUCUGAAUCAUCAGAAGAUAUUAAUAGUGAAGAAUCAUCAAGUGAGGAUUUUAAUAAUACAUCUGUAAGGGACUUAAAAUGUAAUGAACAAUGUAUAGAAGAAAUAAAAAAUAUUUUUAAUGACACUCCAAUAGAUAAAAAUAUAAAAAUAAUGCAAUCUAAACAAAAUAUAGUUAAUAUUCCUGAAACAAAUCGAAAUAUUUCCGAAUCAUCAUCUUUUUUAAAUAUAUUAUCAAAAAAUACACAACAGUUUAUGUAUAGUGAAAAUUUAGAGAUAAAAAAAAAUGAAAAUAUACAAAAAUUUGAAGAAUUCAAAGAUUCAAUAGUCAAUAAAAAAAUAAAAUUAAAUGAAGUAAAUUCUGAAAGAGAAAAUUUUUUAAGAAAUUCUGAAUUAAAAGAAAUUAAAUCAAAUAUAAAUAAUUGUCAAAAUUCUACUCAAACUCUUAUAGAUAAUAAAUCAGAUGAUAUAUUUGAAAUAAAUAAUUCAAAAGAUGAAAAUAUGGAAAUACAAGUUAUAAACUUGCCACGCAAAGAUCAUUUUCAUACAGAUAUAAAUGAUAAAAAUUGCAAAAUAAUACAAACAUUAGAAGAAAAUCGGAAAAGAUCUAAAAAAACAUGUAAAAUAUUUAAUAAAUAUGAUAUUGAUGAAGAAUUUAUUAUAUCUAUUAAAAAAAAAUCACGUAUAGAAAAUUCAAAUAUAGAAUUAAUUACAUUUAAUGAAAAAAAAAACAAUUCUAACACGUUAACAAAAUUUCAUUCAUCAUUUCUUCGAAAUCAUUUCCAUGGUAAAACAUUUAAAAAGGUUUAUAACUUAAUACCUAAGAAAAGAAUAACUUUAGAUGAUAUGUACGUAUGGAAUAAAUGUGAUAUUACAAAUAUUUAAUAAGAUAUUUCAAAA
Molecule: messenger RNA, 2666 nt
Organism: Apis cerana (Asiatic honeybee)
Lineage: Eukaryota; Metazoa; Arthropoda; Insecta; Hymenoptera; Apidae
Gene: nbs
Product: nibrin
Biological process (GO): mitotic G2 DNA damage checkpoint signaling; double-strand break repair via homologous recombination
Cellular component (GO): Mre11 complex
Molecular function (GO): protein binding; damaged DNA binding
Source: RefSeq, a predicted model, not a curated record